Rhinocladiella mackenziei CBS 650.93 is the source of this 1020-nucleotide messenger RNA. RefSeq lists its product as uncharacterized. The transcript has a single exon. The record is from RefSeq and is a predicted model, not a curated record. Bases 1 to 1020 code for a protein of 339 amino acids. Gene Ontology annotation, molecular function: protein binding. Lineage: Eukaryota; Fungi; Ascomycota; Eurotiomycetes; Chaetothyriales; Herpotrichiellaceae.
AUGGACAAACCAGGUGGCCCUUCAACAGAGAGGCUUCCAGUCGGCUUGAGGAAUGCUUGUCCCAUGAUCAAACCUCCAGAUGUCAUUACCACUCGCACUAAAAACGACGUUUCCACAUUUGAGCUCACUGCCAUCGAACUAUACGCCGAAGUCCUUCUCAGUCGCGCACACUUUCUCUUCUUUAACUCCAUCCGCGGUGAUAUCGGGAGCAGAGGGCCCAGCCUCUUCCACGAAGGAAAAGGAGCUCUCGAAGAAGCCGAGACUUUGUGCAUGUCCGGACAAUAUUCAGUGAGCACGGAGUCGGUGGCGAAAUGCUGGUAUGUUAGAGGGUUUCUGGCCGAUGUUACUCGUGACAACGACAACGCUGUUUACUAUUUUAGAAAGGCCAUCGAACUUGACGAAAAGUACAAAAAUCUAAAGCGAGUAAGAUGGCAUCUACAGCGUCAAGAGGAUAUGACGGAACUGGAAGAUAUGUGGGACGAUAUGGGUUCACUUAUGGGAAGUUGGACAAGUUCGAAAGGCCAGACUGAUCUCAGUCUUGAAAAUGAGAUGGCCGCUUCUCGCCUGGUCAGAUCUCAUGAAAGCUUUCGAAACAGCGCUUUAUUUGAAAGGUUGAUGCGUGAUGUGCAAGAAACAUUGAGCAAACCGCGACCUCUGGACGUGUCGAAUAUGUCACCAACUCAAUCAAGCUAUUCGACGCCCCUUGCGACACCCCAGAGCGCAAACUCUGCCCGAGUCGAUUUUGAUGGCUUCAUUGAGAAAUUGAAAAACGACCCUAUCCACAGACACGCCUCUCGUGAAACACACGCAGCAUUCUCUAAGAUUGAAGGAUAUUGUGCCAGAGAUACAGUCUUUCCAUUGCGUGAUCACAGACAGGAACAAGCGAAGGCAGAAGCAGAUGAUCGGCAACGUGCACUAUCGGAGACAAGGGAGUCAGCACUCUCAGCCCCUACCAGGCGUCCUUCACACGAAGAGGCGCUCCUGUCUGAUACGCCCAGUAUAUCCGAGCUGGACACCUGA